Penicillium macrosclerotiorum is the source of this 1779-nucleotide messenger RNA. RefSeq lists its product as uncharacterized. Bases 1 to 1779 code for a protein of 592 amino acids. The transcript has a single exon. The record is from RefSeq and is a predicted model, not a curated record. Lineage: Eukaryota; Fungi; Ascomycota; Eurotiomycetes; Eurotiales; Aspergillaceae.
AUGGGUCAGGGGAACCUCAAGUUUUCCUGGACUUCUUAUGAACGUGAGAUCCUGUGUUGCCUGUACCGCUUCUACUCACUCAACCAAGACACGCUUGAAACGCUUUUUUCGACCAUCUUUCGGCCGAAACUCCAGAAGCUUGACUUUAAAAAUCACAAACUCCCAGCACGCACUUUACAUGCACAGUGGUGCUGGAUGAAACGUGUUGGCCAUUCAGUCUGGCUUCGUGUUCAUCGAGAGACGGAAUUUCGACUUGACGAUGAGUGGAAACACAUCAUUGCUCAUAUUGAGAGCACAGCACAAUCAAUGAAAAUUGUACUCCAUCGGAAACAAGUUGACAUAAUUGACAUGUCUGAAAAUACCCCAACUGACGCCUCGGGUCGACGUUGGGAAUUUCUGGAUUCUGUUCUCGUUUCCAGUCAGAGUAACUCUGUUGAGAAUAGCCCUGGGAGUACCGAUCAUAUAUCUCCUCAGACAGAAUCGCAAUCGCUCGUCACGGCUCACGGCAAGGUCUGCUUUUGGUGUGAAAGAGAAGGACGACUCCCAGCGAGAAAUGAUCUCACCGAUAAACCCACAGGAGAAGAAGAUGAAGAACACACGGGGACUCUACCGAAGAUGCAUGAUGGUUCACGCCCACCUGAAACCCCGUUGGAUUCCACUGCUGAGGUAGCUGGCGUGCAUUCGCCACUGAUCACAAACUUAUCAAGCCCUUCUCCUAUGCUUGACCUCAGUGGAACCCCAAAUCUUCCAUCUAUUCUUUAUCGGUGGUCAAAUGACGACUCCCAAGGCGUCAACACUGAGACGCUUCUACUAGGUGAAUGUUUUGCAGGGGAAAAUGCGGGAUUUUACAUGCCAGAGAACGUAUCCCAGGAAGAAUUCUUAGAGUCAUUUAGACUCCAUGUCACGAACGAGAAAGUGAAAACCCCCUUCAUCUCUACCUUUGUUGGUCCCCUAGCUCCAGUUCACAGAGCUCUACACCAUCAAAAGAAUGCGAAGGUCACAAUUAUUGAUCCCUUCAAAGUCGAGACCCCCAUCUACUAUGCGUUUCCUCUUGCCUGCCUCACUUCAACUCUGAAGAAAGGAAGAUGGAUGGGAUAUGGGGAAUAUGAAAUCUGGGGCCGAGUCCCCGCCCCAGCAAUCAUUCGCUGCUUCCAAAUCUCGGAUCUGGAGGCAAUUGCAGAUGGCGAUUCUGAAAUCGGGAAGUUCUUGCAACUUUCCGUGAUGAGGAGUCACGAGCGGUGCAGCGCCAAGCUCCGCAAGUCGCUUAUGAAGAAUACAGACAGUACGGCUGAUCCUACCGGUGUAGUCGACCGACUUGUAAAGUCCCUUGGUGUGCCAGAGAAGUACAGGAAGGAUGUGGCAUCUGGAUUUCAGAGAUCGUGGACAACUCUGGUGGAGGAGAUCCCUAGAAAUGGUAGAGAAUCCUGUACAUCUGGCCUAAAUUGGGUUGACUCAUCACCCAGAGCUCGACGGAAUAGUGCUGAUUCGUCCUCCACCUACAAACCGUCAGAAAGUGAUGACGGUUCAUGCUCCAGUACGAGUGAGGAAACCCGGAGCCGUUCUAAGUCGGGAUCAUCAGACGCAGAGCUCCAAGCACACGAUACACCGAGCCCUUCCUGCCCAUCCUUUAGUACUUGCGACAGCUCACAUGUGUUGCAUGAUCAUGGCAUAUUGGAUGAUGAAGAUCUUGAUGGGAAUCCAUCGCCGUCUGAAUGGCCACCAAUCGAUGAGAACGAAGCGUUGGAUGCUAUGCCAACGCCCCGAUUUUCUUGGUCUUGA